Molecule: messenger RNA, 618 nt
Organism: Anoplophora glabripennis (Asian longhorned beetle)
Lineage: Eukaryota; Metazoa; Arthropoda; Insecta; Coleoptera; Cerambycidae
Product: flexible cuticle protein 12-like
Exons: 3
Coding region: 104-514 (136 amino acids)
Cellular component (GO): chitin-based extracellular matrix
Molecular function (GO): structural constituent of chitin-based larval cuticle
Source: RefSeq, a predicted model, not a curated record
GUUUUAAAAGAGUGCAAUUAAAAUUGGAUUUCCUAGAUUCUUAGAGGUGUGGGAUGCCGUAUAUUGCGUAAAAGUUACUUGACUAAGGACGAACACAUUAUAUAUGAUAGCCAGCGGAAUUACCUCAGUCGUGAUUACCUUCAACAUGAAAAUGAUAUUAUUUCUUUGUGCCUGUUUGAAUAGUGUAUAUGCUCAACCCCAAAAUCCUGUGCAAGUUGAAGUAAUUAAGAACAAAUUUGAACUCACAGACACAGGAGGCUUUUCGUUUAGUUUUUCUACAAGCGAUGGCAUCCACCACGAGGCUACGGGUGAAAUGAAAAAUAUUGGCACGCCAGAAGAAGCUCUAGCUGUUAAGGGAGUUUACUCCUAUAUUGCUCCUGAUGGCACUGCAUAUGAAGUGGAAUAUACGGCAGAUGACAAGGGUUUUCGACCGCAUGUUAAAAUUCUUCCACCUUCUGUCCUAAGAAUUGCUUCAGCAUGCGAAGGGUCACUCUGCGGGACAGGGCUGGGUUAAAUUUACUUGCCUCAAAAGUUUUCUUUAAGAACAUUAAACGUAUUAUUACAGCAAUUAUUUAGUUAAUUUAUUUGAUAAAUUUAAGAGCACUUACAAUAUUUAUU